Stereum hirsutum FP-91666 SS1 is the source of this 1695-nucleotide messenger RNA. RefSeq lists its product as uncharacterized. The record is from RefSeq and is a predicted model, not a curated record. The transcript has a single exon. The coding region runs from base 1 to 1695 and encodes 564 amino acids. NCBI's taxonomy places the organism in Eukaryota, Fungi, Basidiomycota, Agaricomycetes, Russulales, Stereaceae.
AUGAGUUCAUCGCACCGCACCUCCCAGGAUGUUUCUGCGGUCAUUUAUCGCUUACCGCCCUGUCCUGACCCUGGGUACAUGAACGCUACGCACCUCCACAUCUGCUGCUUUGACCCCAGCCAAGGUCAAGACGAGAUGCUCCAGCUUGAUCGCCUUUUCGCGUUACUUCGUGUCGUUCACUCCCUCAAGAGCCUCACACUGACCCUUCACAAAGAUGUCGACCUUGGUUCCUUGGCUCUUUCUGAAGACCAUCUCAGGCUCGACGAUCUAGAGCAUCUGGUUCUCAACUUGUACGAUGACAAUAGAGUCGUAGCUCCCGUCAUGCGACGCCUGCUUCUCCCGAACCCAGCCCUUCGCAUCGACAUCAAUAUGAAGAUCUACGAGGGAUAUGUUUCACGCAUGAAGAACCUCGGUCUCUUGGAACUAUGUCCUAGCUAUACUGAUCCGGAUAGGUCUGCAGUUUGGUGCAACAUCUCGGAGUCGGCAUCCCUAUCUAUUGUCGAGCUCGGCGUGUACCACCUCGAGAAGGACACCGAACUUCGCCACGUCCCCACUAUGCGCAUUAGCAUGGAGGAUCCCCAUGGGGAGUUUUUCGCCCGAACUUUCCAUCGUGGUUACCUUCCUGCUUUUCUACGCUCUCGUCACGCUAUCGAGUCCCUCACCGUCGACUUCACCAGGAUGCUAUCACUAGACGACCUUCUCUGCGCGCUGAACGCCACGUUGGCCCUUGAGUUCUUUAGUCUGCGCUUCAGCGGGAGCGGAGCUAGUUUUAGCGUCUCUUCCUCCAUCGAUCAAAUUGCAAAGCCUAAUCUCAAACACCUCAAGAACAUCUCGAUUAACUGUGACGACCUUCCGCACUACGCCCUCGCUCAUGAAGUCAUAUCACGCGUCAAGGUCCGGGACAGUAACCAAUGCGACAUCCAUGUCAUAGCCUCUCGUCGGAUCGCAAACAGUCUUCGAGCCACCGGCGGAUACGGUAAUCGAGGCGUCCUUGGUGUGGCGCCUUUGGACUUGGAUCCUAACCGCUGCGUAACCUGGUGUCACCUUCGGAUCUCUUCAGCGAGCUGUUCUCUCAGAGGCGCCACUCCUUAUCGAAAACAUUCUAUUUGUGGUCCCUCUUUUGAUUUCGAGCAGGACGACCCUUCGAACUUCAGUUCUCUCGACAUGUUGCGUGACCUGCCAUCCUUUCUGGAAACCCGUCCUACGAUCACGCAACUCUGGAUCACUGCAGAGCAGAAAGUACAGUCUAGGAUGCUCAGCCAGUGGUCAGAUAUAUGGGCUCGGUAUCUCACCUCUGUACCGAAUCUGGAGGAGGUGGUCCUCGGUCUCGACAUCUUCACGUCGUAUGGAGCACAUAGGUCACCCAUAGGAGAUGCGAGGGGACUUGGCUUUGCCCUCAGUCAAUCAAGCCCUGUGCUUUGUCCCAAAUUGAAGCAGCUUUUGCUCACCUUCACAAACUCGCAGUCGAACACGCAGCUCGAGGAUGUCCUCGCUGCGAUCCUUCAGAUGGUGAAGGACAGGUGGAACUUAGGUGCCCCGCUAGGAGCAGUGGUGUUGGUUACGAAUAAGGUGUCUUAUUUGAAUGUUCGGGAGACUGUGAUUUUGAAAGAGCUAGAGAGCUACGGUAUCGAUCUUGAGUUUCAGGAGCCUGAUCCUCGUGGAUUGGUCGAUUUCGAUUGCCCUCGGAGGAUAUAG